This is a messenger RNA of Durusdinium trenchii, 4053 nucleotides long. Lineage: Eukaryota; Dinophyceae; Suessiales; Symbiodiniaceae. The record is from the annotation of a GenBank genome assembly.
AUGGCCGUCAGACAGGCCUUGUUGGUCGACCAGUUGGACGCCUUCAAUUUGUUGAGCAUUGAGGUACAAUUCAGGCGGCUACAAACCAUCGAGUUCUCCUACUCCGAGAAAGCACGUGAACUGGAGGCCAAAUCUGUGGGCGGGAGGCUCUCCCUCGAAGAGCAAACGACGUUUGGCGGGGUGACUCGCCAAUUCUCCACCCUGAUGAUUUGUCCAGAGUUGUUGACCCACGUCAAAGAAGAAACAGAACGGGAGGCAUCGUUGGCCAAGAAUUUGAGGAAGGCUCGUGAGGAAAGGGAGGCUGCGAGGCGCAAGGGCGGCAAGCAGUCGGAGAUCGGCCGGAGGAGGCAUUUUGAGGAGGAGGUUGAGCACACGGUCCAAUCGCUCAAUGCGAUGUACGGCCGGCCUGACAAGGGUUUGCGAGGCGGAGUUCAUCUUCCACAGCAGGCCCUUGAGGAGCUUCGGGUUCAAGAGGGGUAUGCCGAAUUGCCUACGGCAUCGCGAGUCACGGCAGAGAGCAUGGGCCUGACAACGUUGGGGGGCAGCCCACUUCGUCCGGGUGACUGGAUAUACCCUGUGGUGUCUGUCAUUCCUAUGGGAUGGACGCAUGCCAUGGUGUGGUGCCAGCGGAUCAAUGAGAGGAUCUGUGAAGAAGCAGGGCUGACGAACUCAGAGCGGCUCAGAGAUGGCAGCAGUGUUCCCUCCGGUGAUUUUUGGCACAUUCAAUAUGUUGACAAUCUCCAUGUUUUUGGUACAAACAAAGCAAUUGUCGAGGAGCGUUUCUGGCGGGCAGUUGAGGCCCUUCGGGGCCGUGGGCUCACAGUGCACGAGAUAGAGGUGAAUGAAGGGGAAUGUCAGGUGCUGGGCUGGGCAGUCGAUCGGGCUGGACUCUUCGGCCCGACCCUCAAAAGACUAUGGAGGGCUAGGCUGGCUGUCCGUGAGAUCUUGAGGAGAAAUGCUGCAAGUGGCCAACAGUUAGAGAGGCUGCUCGGGCACAUCACCUUCAUCUCCCUGUGCCGCAGGGAGGCUCUAUCAGUGCUGGGUGAGACCUACACUUUCACCCGGAAGAACUACACCAGAGUUGCGCCUUUGUGGAAAAGUGUGAGGAAAGAGCUGAGCACAUGGGACGGGAUCUCACCCCUGAUUUUUGUCAACCUGCGUGCACCAUGGUCCACCACCUUGUACUCCGUUGACGCCUCGGACUGGGGAAUGGGAGUCACCACUUCAAACAUCACCCGUGACGAAGCUUCGAUGUUGGGGAAGUACACAGAGAGGCAGUUGGCGCUACAGCGGAAGGAAGAGAGCAGGCUGUUGGUUUUGAGUUUGUUGACAGAUCAUGGAAACUGGUUGGUAGGCUCCUUCAGGCAGAUGAUACACCGCCAACUGGGAGUACAGGCCACAUGGGACAGACCCUCAAAGAAAAGCCGCUGCUCAAAACCGAAGAGCAGUGGGGUCUCCACGCCCACGGGACCGAUACCACCCAUGGCCCCGUUGACAUGGGACAUAGAGAUGAGCACCGCAAGUGGCGGGGCAAAAAGGAAAGAGAGGGCGGCAAGAAGAGCAAGAGCAAAGCAGGCGGAUCCACAGCACACUCUCCGGAACAAUGCAGUGGGGCCCCGGACUUUGCAGCAGUACAACAAGCAUUGGAAAGAUUUUGUCGAGUGGACAGGCUGUCUGGUGAGCGAGGCUGCGAGUCUCCCAACGAUAGACAACCACCUUGCCGACUAUCUGGAGAUGCUUUACCACAAAGGAGAAGAUCUGAGCCAAGCAAACUAUGCCACGGCUGCAGUGAUGUUCAAGGUCCCAGGCACAAAGGGCCUACACCAGCUGCCGAAGUCACAGCAGGCGAUGAAGGGCUGGAGGCGAUUGUGUCCGGCUCGGAGUCGCUUGCCAGUUCCAUACGAGGUGGUUUGUUUGCUCAGUCAAGUGGCCUUAAAGAGCGGGAAGGUGGAGCUGGCCAUUGCCCUCCAACUGGUGUUCCUACUCUACCUGAGGCCAUCCGAGAUCACAACACUGAGGGUGCAAGACAUAGUGCCCCCAGUGAAGACCAGGGGCCGGCGCUACCCCCACUAUGCCGUGCUGCUACACCCCACCGAAGCGGGGAUUCCUUCAAAGACAAAGCAAUGGGACGAGAUGUUGACAUUGGACCUCCCACAUCAACAGUUUGUGGGCCCGACAUUGUUCAAGAUCCUGAACCUGGCAAGCCGACCAAAGGACGACCCGGCUUUCAGUGUCACUCUGGAGGAGAUCAACGACUUCAUGGGUCAGCAAUGGAAGGCACAGCGGCUCACCAGCCUCGGCCCUCCUCACCUUUACCGUUUGAGGCACGGGGGGGCGAGUUUCGAGGCGGCUGGCAAGCACCGCGACAUGGUGGGAAUCCAAGCCAGGGGCCUUUGGCAGACAGUAAAGUCGGUCAAGAACUACGAAAAGGGCGGCCGGUUGCAGCAACUUUUCGCCGCCCUCCCAAAGGCAGUUCAGAAGCGCUGCACCGAGGCUUUCCGCGACAUGGCCAAAAGCCUAAAACCUCACGAUGCGCUCAAGGUCAAGCUUGGCAAUGCGCUGCUCUUUUUCUCCUGCCGUGUUUUGUUGAUGGCACUCCACUAUGGGAUUGCAAUGACGCUGGAAAACCCCCGGAGAUCGCAGGACGAUUUCUUCGACGACUGGGAUGCGCAGGGCGCCGGUGCCGCACCGUCCGCGGCCUCGAACCGUGUGGUUCCGCCGCACAUGCGCGUGCAAGCACCGCACCCGCAGAAUGGCCCUAUGCCAAUGCAGCCGCAGGGGCCAAUGCAGCCACAGGGGCCAAUGCAGCCACAGGGGCCAAUGCAGCCACAGGGGUCCAUGCAACCGCAGGCGCCUAUGCAGUCACAGGGGCAGCCGAUGCAACCCAUGCAGCCGCAGCAGCCCAUGUCUGCGGGGCAGAUGCCCAAUGCCAGCGCCUUUGUUGGGGCUGGCGCAGCGGCCAUGGGCAGUAUGGGUAUCAACGAGACCUUAGCCAAUGCCGCGCUGAACCAGGCCAUGACGCAGAUGCAGAUGAGUGGAGCCAUGCGGUGGUUUCCCUUCCUCUUCGUGAGCCUCCAACAGCUCUUCAACGUAGGCCAUUCCUACGUCCUUCGCAAGCUCAUGCUGCUGAUGUGUCCCUUCCUGAAGAUGCAGCAGGGGCAAGGAUACGAUAAGUCCCCCGGCGACAUCAACGACGCCUCCCACCCGGGCGUCGGCCCGGAUGGGCUGAAGGUGGAUAUUGAUCAGCCCGAUUUGUACAUCCCAGCGAUGUCCUACCUCACCUACGUCCUGAUCUACGGCUUGCCGGGUUUCCCCAGCGAUCCGACACCCGAGUUCUUAUUCAUUACGUUCACAGUAAUUCUUGAGAUUCAUGACAAUCGGUUUUCAGCUGAAGCCCUGGAUGAUGCCACUGCAGUUUGCAAGAACAAGGCUCGCCUCAUUAGGCCCGCUGGAGCGGACGGCGAAAGGGGGCCAAAGGGUGCCAACAGUCCCGUGGAUGCGCCUCCGGAUGACUUGGAUGACGAGGAACCUGAUUUACCACGCCUGUUGGGCUUGGAGGCCGCCGGGAUGGAGGCAGAUGAUGCAGGUGCUGUGUGUGGAGAAAGUGCAAAGCAUCCAGCUGCAGCCAGUUCUUGCCUGGCGGGCGAGGAAGGCGACAUCGACCUCGGCCAUCGGUCGGACAGCUGCGGCCUCCGACCUGAGCAGCUUGCUGCUCCCCAUGUGACAGUGGAGGAUGAAGGCUUUGGAGUGACGAGUUCUUCCUGGCUUUGUUGCGCCGAGCGAACGCCUUGGGAGUCGGAAUUGCUGCAGGUCUCCGCCGAGUUGAAGGAAAAGCUCCGAGAUCCGCACUUCGUGGCCAUGCGCUGCGACCUCGACAGCUCCGGCGACUUGGACGCGCAUGAGCUGAAGCCGCUUGGGCCGCAUGCGUGGACGGUGCCGGGUGGUUUCACAGGCCCUCGAGCGGCCAGAGUCUUUGGCAUGAGGCCAUCUGAGGAAGAGCUUCAACAGCUUAUGGCUAACCAGUCGCGCAUCAACAAGGCAAGGCCACUGUGA